GAAACAAAUCCAACACAGGAAAGAAAAUGGCGGCGACGGGCGACGACGCCGCAGCGAUGGACAGCAUCUCCCGGGCCCCCGCGGCCCACCUGGCGGCCCUCAACGCGGCGGCGAGCUCCAGCGGGCCCGCGGAGGCUCCGGAGGAUGUGGCGGAGACCCCGGCGCUGCCUCCCAAAAAGCCCGGCACGAGCAGUGACGGCGGCGUGGAGACCGCGGAGGAGGCCGUGGAGCCGGCGGAGCUCGACAUCAACGAGCUGUGCACCGACAUGUUUGAAAAGAUGUCCGUGUUCCUGCAGGGAGAACUAACAGGGACGUGUGAGGACUACCGCCUGCUGGAGAACAUGAACAAGCUCACCAGCCUGAAGUACAUGGAGAUGAAGGACAUCAGCAUCAACAUCAGCCGCAACCUGCAGGACCUCAACAACAAAUACGUCAGCUUACAGCCGUACCUGGACCAGAUCAACCAGAUCGAGGAGCAGGUGUCUUCACUCGAACAGGCCGCUUACAAACUGGACACCUACUCCAAGAAACUGGAGGCUCGAUUCAAAAAGCUGGAGAAGCGGUGAGGAGCAUCGGGGGGGCAAGAGGUCGACCUGAGAGCUGCGGUGUCACCUCGCCUUCUUUGAGCCACGGGGGAUAAGAAACAGUUUGACACGGAGGAGGAGGAGGAGGAGGAGGAGGAGGAGGAGGAGGAGGCAGCAGCUGAAGCCACACGAAGAAGAAGCGAGAGGAGCGGGACUCUGAUGAAGAUCACGUGGUGGAAUCAGAAUGUAAUAAUUCACUGAUAAGGAAACAGACUUGGAGAUGAACUCUUUGUAUGUAGAUACUUACUUUGCUCGAUGAAGCACCCUUAAUCAAUACGAAGCCUUCUGAUCAUCUUAGAUCACUUAACGGAUACGAGGCAGCCUGAUGCCGGGAUUACCUGCUUAUGCCUCAAGCUGGUUAAUUUAUAUGAAGAUAUGUAAUAUGAAGUAUUGUUUGACUGGAGAUUUUGACACUUAAAACUGGAUUUUUUUUUUAAUAAACGGCUGGUGAACAUCA
Gasterosteus aculeatus aculeatus (three-spined stickleback) is the source of this 1041-nucleotide messenger RNA. It is a transcript of the gene bloc1s2, whose product is annotated as biogenesis of lysosomal organelles complex-1, subunit 2. The record is from RefSeq and is a predicted model, not a curated record. Gene Ontology annotation, molecular function: gamma-tubulin binding. Lineage: Eukaryota; Metazoa; Chordata; Actinopteri; Perciformes; Gasterosteidae. Gene Ontology annotation, cellular component: BORC complex; gamma-tubulin complex; BLOC-1 complex. Gene Ontology annotation, biological process: lysosome localization; endosomal transport.